Tyto alba (common barn owl) is the source of this 5437-nucleotide messenger RNA. It is a transcript of the gene BRD4, whose product is annotated as bromodomain containing 4. The coding region runs from base 514 to 3849 and encodes 1111 amino acids. Gene Ontology annotation, biological process: positive regulation of transcription elongation by RNA polymerase II; chromatin remodeling. NCBI's taxonomy places the organism in Eukaryota, Metazoa, Chordata, Aves, Strigiformes, Tytonidae. The record is from RefSeq and is a predicted model, not a curated record. The transcript is spliced from 17 exons. Gene Ontology annotation, cellular component: nucleus; chromatin.
GGCUGGACGCUGUCCUGGACAGAAGAAUUCCCUGUAAAAACCAUAUCAGGUUACAAGAAAAACAAGAUUGCCGCUUAUUCCUGCCGUUGAGUCGGAGACGACGUAUUUACAGAUGGGACUGACCUUGUGCCUGUUGACGGAUGUUUGUUUGCAGAGCUGCCGAUCGCUCUUCUAGUCCGAGGGGAAAAUUCCAACCGUUUGCAGAGCCCGAGGAGUAAAAAGAUCUUUCUUUCAGUAGUAGCUUCGAAAAUGAAGGUCAGAGGGUUCAGCUGGUGAAGAAGAACCGAACACCUCAAAGGGUCAACUCUGAUUUCAGACUGAGGCAAGAGAGGAGGAGGAGCAUUUAGAGUGGUUUCUUCUGAAUGCAGCUGCUUUUGGUUUCAGAUCUCGGGAUCUUUCUCGGUCGCUCCUUUAAGAUACAGUAUCUAAAGGCAUUUGUGCCUGAAGCCACGGAAGAUAGAUGGACAAGCCAAGCAACUUCUGACUCUGCAUCAUUUUCUGGGGCAAAAUUAUAUGGCAAUGUAUCCUACAAGGGUGUCCGGUGAGGAAUGCAAUGGGAUCAAUAGCAUGUCGGCGGAGAGCGGCCCUGGAACGAGACUGAGAAAUUUGCCGGUGAUGGGGGAUGGACUAGAAACCACCCAGAUGUCUACGACGCAGUCACAGGCUCAACCCCAACAAGGCAGUGCUGUAGGCGUCAAUCCCCCUCCACCGGAGACCUCCAACCCCAACAAACCCAAGCGCCAGACCAACCAGCUGCAGUAUCUGCUCAAGGUGGUGCUGAAGACGCUAUGGAAGCACCAGUUUGCGUGGCCUUUCCAGCAGCCCGUGGACGCCGUCAAGCUGAACCUCCCUGAUUAUUAUAAGAUAAUUAAAACUCCGAUGGAUAUGGGAACAAUAAAGAAACGCUUGGAGAAUAACUACUACUGGAAUGCUCAAGAAUGUAUCCAGGAUUUUAACACGAUGUUUACAAACUGCUACAUCUACAAUAAGCCAGGGGAUGACAUAGUCUUAAUGGCAGAAGCUCUAGAAAAGCUUUUCCUGCAGAAGAUCUCCGAAAUGACCCAGGAGGAAACGGAAAUCGUUAUAGCCCAGACGAAGGGAAGAGGACGCGCGAGGAAGGAAGCAGUGACAUCCAAGCCAGGAUCAUCCACGGUACCGAACGCAACCCAGGCGUCGUCCCCGGCGCAGACACAGGCGCCGCAGCAGAACCUCCAGUCGGUGCAGACGACUCAUUCCUUUCCUUCCGUCACCCCCGACCUCAUCGUCCAGACCCCGGUGAUGACGAUGGUGCCUCCUCAACCUCCUGCGCCGCCUCCGUCUGCUCCCCAGGCCCCCGCGCCGCCCGCCCCAGCUCCCCAGCCCAUCCAGCCUCACCCUCCCGUUAUCCCAACGCCCGCCCAGCCCGUGAAGACGAAAAAAGGGGUGAAGAGGAAAGCAGACACCACGACACCAACAACCAUCGACCCAAUCCAUGAAUCGUCAUCGCUGCCCACCGAACCCAAGUCCACCAAGCUGGGUCCACGCCGGGAAAGCAGCCGCCCGGUGAAGCCUCCAAAGAAGGACGUUCCCGACUCUCAACAACACGUGGUAGAAAAGAGUAGCAAAAUAUCCGAGCAGUUAAAAUACUGCAGCGGGAUCAUCAAAGAAAUGUUCGCCAAGAAACACGCUGCCUACGCCUGGCCCUUCUACAAACCUGUGGAUGUGGAAGCACUGGGACUGCACGAUUAUUGCGAUAUCAUUAAACAUCCCAUGGAUCUGAGCACAAUCAAAUCUAAACUGGAGAACCGGGAGUACCGAGAUGCUCAGGAGUUCGCGGCGGACGUGCGAUUGAUGUUCUCCAACUGCUACAAGUACAACCCCGCGGAUCACGAGGUGGUGGCCAUGGCACGGAAGCUGCAGGACGUGUUCGAGAUGCGCUUCGCGAAGAUGCCGGACGAACCAGAAGAACCUGUGAUUCCAGCUUCUUCUCCCGUGGUGGUGCCACCUCCCACCAAGGUGGCUCCCCCUUCCUCUAGCGACAGCAGCAGCGAUAGCUCCUCCGACAGCGACAGCUCGUCGGACGACUCGGAGGAGGAGCGAGCUCAGCGGUUAGCAGAGCUCCAGGAGCAGCUUAAAGCAGUGCAUGAACAGCUUGCAGCCCUGUCCCAGCCACAGCAGAACAAACCAAAGAAAAAAGAGAAAGACAAGAAGGAGAAGAAGAAGGAGAAGCACAAAAAGAAGGAAGAGCUGGAAGACACCAAGAAGAGCAAAGCCAAGGAGCCGCCACCCAAGAAGGCCAAGAAAAGCAACAGCAACAGCAGUACCUCCAGUAGUAAGAAGGAGCCUGUGACGGUGAAGAACAGCAAGCCCCCUCCAGCCUACGAGUCUGAGGAGGAGGAGAAGUGUAAACCCAUGUCCUAUGAGGAGAAGAGGCAGCUGAGCCUGGACAUUAAUAAACUCCCCGGUGAGAAACUGGGCCGAGUUGUCCAUAUCAUCCAGUCGAGAGAACCCUCGCUCAAAAACUCCAAUCCCGACGAGAUCGAGAUUGACUUUGAGACAUUAAAACCAUCCACCUUACGGGAGCUGGAGCGAUACGUAACGUCGUGUUUGCGGAAGAAGAGGAAACCUCAAGCGGAGAAAGUGGAUGUAAUUGCUGGUUCCUCUAAGAUGAAGGGGUUCUCCUCCUCCGAGUCUGAGAGCACCAGCGAGUCCAGCUCCUCCGACAGCGAAGAUUCAGAAACAGAAAUGGCACCGAAAUUGAAGAAAAAAGGGCAUUCGGGGCGAGAGCAAAAAAAGCAUCACCAUCACCACCAUCAACCGGCGCAGCAGCAGCCGCCGCCGCCGCAGCCGCCGCCGCCGCCGCAGGCGCAGCAGCCCCCGCCGCCGCCGCCGCCGCCGCAGCCCCUACCGCCGCAGCCCCUACCGCCCCAGCAGCCCGCGCCGCCGCCCCCGCCGCCGCCGGUCCCCCAACAAGCCCCUCCGCCAAUGAAGUCUUCUCCGCCGCCUUUCGUCCCCGCGCAAGUCCCCGUCCUGGAGCACCCGCUGCCGGGGAAUAUGUUCGACACCAUGACGCAUUUCACCCAACCCAUCAUGCACCUCCCGCAGCCGGAGAUGCCGCCCCAUCUCCCCCAGCCCCCCGAGCACAGCACUCCUCCCCACCUCAACCAGCAUGCCGUGGUGUCUCCUCCAGCUUUGCACAACGCUCUGCCUCAGCAGCCCUCGAGACCCAGUAACCGAGCCGCGGCGCUACCCCCGAAGCCUUCGCGUCCGCCGGCCGUCUCGCCGGCCAUCAGCCAGCAGCCCAUGCUCCCCCAGCCGCCUCUGCCCCAGCCUCCCCAGGUCCUGCUGGAGGACGAGGAACCUCCUCCGCCGCACCACAGCCUGCCUCUGAGCACCAGCCAGAUGCAGCUCUACCUUCAGCAGCUGCAGAAAGUGCAGCCGCAGACUCCUCUUCUCCCUUCAGUGAAGGUCCAGUCGCAGCCGCAGCCGCCCCUGCAGCCGCCGGCUCACCCCGCGGUGCAGCAGCUGCAGCAGCACCAGCCGCCGCCGCGGCCCAUGCACAUGCAGCCCAUGCCCUUCCCAUCCCACAUCCCCCAGCCCCAACCGCCGCCGCAGCAGCAUCCGCCCCCGCAGCCGCCCCCGCCGCCCCCGCCGCCGCAGCCGGCCAAGCCGCAGCAGGUCAUCCAGCACCACCCGUCGCCGCGGCACCACAAGCCUGACCCCUACUCGACGGGUGAGCGGGCGGCGGGGGCGGCGGUGGAGCCUGCGGCGCGAGCCUGGUCGCGCUGCGCGAGGAGUUGGGGUGCGGGGCGGUUUCCGCGCGUCCUCGGAGCUCCGGAGGAAGCCCCGGUCAGCCCGAGCCCGGCCUGACCGCCCGGCCCGGCCUCUCUGCACCUCACGCCCUCAAAGACCUGAGGACCUCAAGUGUUGGAGGAUCUCAGGUGCUUGAGGGGCCCGGGGUUUUGAGGAGCUGGAGGUUCUCAGAUCCUCAGGGAUCUCAACGAUCUCAAAUCGUUGAGUAACUUCAUCUCAAAUCUUGGAGGAGCUCGUCGUGAAGCUUUCGAGGACCUUGAUCUCGGCGAUCUCGUUUUCGAGGAUCUGGAGGGUCUCAGGCUCUUGAUCUCAUUCGCAGAUCUUUGAGGAACUCAAGGAUCUCCUGUUUUUGAGGAUCUCAAGUGAGGGUCUCGUUUCUGAGGAUCCUGAGGUUCUCACAUCUUUGAGGAACUCGAGGAUCUCAAGUUUUGGAGAAAUUCAACCUCAGAUCUUUGAGGAUCUCAGAGUUCUCAAGUUUUUGAGGAACUUGGGGAUUUCAUAUCUUUGAGAAACAACCUCAGUUCUUUGAGGAUCUCGAUCUUGGGUUUUUGAGGAACUCAGGCUCGUAUUUGAGGAACUCGAUCUCAAAUUUUUGAGGAACUCAAGGUUCUCAAAUCUUGGAAGGCCUCAGGGUUCUCGAGUUUCUGAGUCUUGGCGCAGCUCUGAUGCUGGAAAGCGCUGCCCUUGCAUCCGUUGCCAUCCUGGCUGGGUGCCGGCGCUGGGCGGUCUCUCCGGAGGAGUCCGGGGGUUUGCUCCCCGCUCUUGGAGGAGCUCAGGGCUGUGGAUGCCCCGUGGGGGUUCCUGGCAUGGUUUGGAGCGUGUCUCUGAUAACGCAGCUGAUCAGCUGCCAGGCGGAGAAGGGAUGAGCUGGGGGGAAACCUGGUGUGUUGCCCCCCAGCUGCCCCAGAGAUCAAAGGCCGCGGGGCUCGGCCUUCGAGUUGGGAGAUCCCAGAUCAUCACGGUGGCCGGGGGCUCGGCGGUGCCACCACUGGCGCUGCCGGUGGGGAACGUGUCCGGCCAGCGUAACUCCGGCCGUGGUGUGCUUGUGAGACCGGGCACCCGUGAAACCUCUCUGGCUCGGGGAGGUCUCGCUCCUCCUUUUGCUUGGCCACGUGGUUGCCCAGACUGUGGCCCAUCGGGUCUUUGCUCCUAAAGUCACCGUGCUCGGCCCUGCGUGGGGGCGUAGGCAGGACGAAACCCCUGGAUUUGGAGGGAUGGAGCCGGCUGAGGGCAGGCAGCGCGUGGCGAUGCUUCUCCUGCCUGCGGAGCUGCUGCAGGCAGCUCGGACGUGGUGCCCGAGGUGGCAACUCGGGCGCGAUGCCCGAGACGGAGCUGCCUGGCUCCUGAAAACCUCCCGUUGCCCCUGGAGCCGACGCGUCCUGUCUCUCUGGCUCUGGGCAGGGAGAGAUACAGGCAGGGCGGUGCCGGCGCUCGGGUGUCCCGGGGCAGCGGUUGCACAGCCGGGGAGGUUGGCUGGGCCCCCAGGAGAAGCAGCAGGAGGCGUCGAGUUGUUGGGGGGACACCACAAACGAGCAUCUCCGAGGCAGGACAAGCCACCACCCAGCCUCGGAGCAGCUUCUGCUGCCCGGCGUUCGCUCCCGGCUGGGAGGAGGGUGCCCGGGGUCCGCUGGGGACAUCCCAGGGC